GAAAAGACAUUCCUCGUGUGGGUCAAUGAGGAAGACCAAUUGCGUAUCAUCUCGAUGCAGAAGGGUGGGAAUCUGAAGGAAGUGUUCAGUCGACUUGUGGAAGGCGCCAACGCUAUUGAGGAGAAGGUCAAGUUCCUGCGUGAUGAUCGCCUUGGCUUCCUGACAUUCUGCCCGACCAACCUGGGCACUACAAUCCGCGCCAGUGUGCACAUCAAGCUGCCGAAGCUCGGCGCCGACCGUAAGAAGUUGGAAGAGGUGGCGGCCAAGUACAAUCUGCAGGUGCGGGGGACUGCGGGCGAGCACUCGGAGAGCCACGGUGGGGUGUACGACAUCAGCAACAAGCGUCGCCUUGGUCUCUCAGAGUAUGAUGCCGUGAAGGAGAUGCAGGACGGUAUUCUGGAGCUCAUCAAGGCAGAGGAAGCUGUGGAGGAGGGUGGUGAAGGUGAGGCUGAAGCUCCCGCUGCUGAGUAA
Messenger RNA from Trypanosoma theileri, 471 nucleotides. Its product is annotated as arginine kinase. Gene Ontology annotation, biological process: phosphocreatine biosynthetic process. Lineage: Eukaryota; Euglenozoa; Kinetoplastea; Trypanosomatida; Trypanosomatidae. The record is from RefSeq and is a predicted model, not a curated record. The annotation marks the transcript as partial. The transcript has a single exon. Gene Ontology annotation, molecular function: creatine kinase activity.